AUGGAAAAGGGUUUGGGAAACGUUGUUGAAAAUUCUCCAAGGAAAAGUGGAUUUCGUAUAUUGCGCCUUGGUGAUGCUAAAGUUCGUGUCAGCGAGAGCCGAUUUAUACCUAUGUCAUCAUACAUAAAGCGUCGUUUAACUCAAGAAAAAGGAUUGUUUGCGACACAAAUAUUCUUGGAUGACCUUGCCAAAUUGAAUUUUCAUUUUAGCUAUAUUGGUCUUACUAUUGCUAAAGAAUAUAGUGAUGGCCAAUCGGUUUUUGAUGUUAAGAAUCUAAUAGAUGCUCUAGCCGUUGCUAAUGCUUUAGAAAUGGAGGAAAUGCUAGAAGCAUUAACUGAACAACUUUUAAUAUUAGCUUCAAAUGUCGAUUCAGUGCUUCUUGCCAUCGAUAUCGCAGCUUUAAAUCUUCGCAAUAAAUAUUGCGAGAAAGUUAUUCAAAGUCUCGAACGAGGUGAUUCAAAAUCGGAAACUGCGCUUACAAUUCUUCGAGCGAUUCUAAUGUGGUUAAAAGAUAAAAAACAUGAAAAAGAAAAAAUGUAUCGUAUUAUAAAUGAAAUUUUGCCAUACAGCGAUGAAAAUUUAUGCAAUCAUUUGAAAUUAAUAUUUGAUGCAAAUAUUACAAAUAUGAUCGAUUCACAAAGAAUCUGUGAAACUCAUUCAGCUAGUGAGUCAAUAUACUUUCAUGAGUAUCAGAAAAUGCAAGAAGUAUUAAGCUCAGCAAAAUUAGAAACAGUAGAUCAACCUGUGAAAAAGCUUGAAACAGAGCAAACGGAAAACAUCCAUAAUAUGGAUGACAACUCUUUGGUGAAACAAAAAUCGGAAAAAAGUAAGAAAGAAGAAGAAGUUAAGGAUGCGACAGAAAAUAAUUUGGAUGCUCAAAGCUUUCCGGAAUUUGUGCUAAAUGCUUUGCAAAUUCCGAUUCCAUUACAAAUACCAAUUAUUGAUGAAUAUGGUGUGUACAACUAUAAAAUUGAGAUUGAGCUCGAACGUAAAGAAUCGCAAAUUUCGAAGGCACAAAAAACAAAUUGA
Molecule: messenger RNA, 1029 nt
Organism: Dracunculus medinensis (Guinea worm)
Lineage: Eukaryota; Metazoa; Nematoda; Chromadorea; Rhabditida; Dracunculidae
Source: the annotation of a GenBank genome assembly